Messenger RNA from Emys orbicularis (European pond turtle), 365 nucleotides. RefSeq names its product KIAA0040 ortholog. The transcript has a single exon. Lineage: Eukaryota; Metazoa; Chordata; Testudines; Emydidae. The record is from RefSeq and is a predicted model, not a curated record. The coding region runs from base 48 to 365 and encodes 105 amino acids.
GCACCAGCCACAGGUGGGGAGAACAGGUGUCCAGCCAGCCAACUGCCAUGGAGUGGGUCAGCUCCUUCUUCGACUCACUCUGGAAUCUCAUUCACACCAAGCACCAGGAGGGCAUCUUCAACACUGUCUGCCUGGCCGUGCUGUUGGGGCUGCCCUUCCUCGUCCUCCUCGUCGUCCUCAUCAUCUGCUGUCACUGCUGCUUCUGUAGACGGCAGGGCAAAGGCAGCAGCAAUGGCAGCAGCAGCAACGGGCAGGUCCCAGCAGAGAGGAACAAAAAAAGGAAGAAGAAGGGUGAAGAGGACCUGUGGAUCUCGGCUCAGCCCAAGCUGUUCCUGCUGGACAAGACACCGUCACUGCCCGUCUAG